Molecule: messenger RNA, 613 nt
Organism: Cherax quadricarinatus
Lineage: Eukaryota; Metazoa; Arthropoda; Malacostraca; Decapoda; Parastacidae
Source: RefSeq, a predicted model, not a curated record
GUCAGAACAACGGCGGCUGUGAUCAGAACUGCAAGAAACCCACGGUGCUUACAUGUGCUGUUGCAGUCCUGGAUACAGACUCAUGUCUGACAACCGCUCGUGUCAUGACGUGGACGAGUGUGACUACCACAAUGGUGGGUGUUCCCACGAGUGUGUCAACACAGAGGGAUCAUAUCAGUGUGGCUGUAGUCGUGGUCACCGCCUCCUGUCCGAUGGACGCACCUGCAUAGGUGAGGAACUUUGCAGUGUAAGGAACGGCGGCUGCCACCACGUCUGCAAUGAUUCUUUAGGGAGGGUCGUCUGCUCCUGUCGCCCUGGGUACCGUGUGGGUGUGGAUGGACGAGAGUGCGAGCUGGUGGACCCUUGUUCUGUGGAUAAUGGCGGCUGCCAUGACCACUGUCAGGUCGAACUUGGUCGUGUUCGUUGCUCGUGUCGUCGAGGCUUCACUCUGGCAGACGACCAGAUCUCUUGCACUGAUGUGGAUGAGUGCCAGAUGCCAGGCUCCUGCAGUCACCAGUGCCGCAACACCUGGGAUCCUACGAAUAUUUCCCAUGCCCGCAGAACCAAGUCUAUAUGUGCACAGGCUACUGGUGACAGGGCCCGGUACUACUAA